This is a messenger RNA of Lathyrus oleraceus (garden pea), 579 nucleotides long. RefSeq lists its product as uncharacterized. The transcript is spliced from 3 exons. The coding region runs from base 1 to 579 and encodes 192 amino acids. The record is from RefSeq and is a predicted model, not a curated record. Lineage: Eukaryota; Viridiplantae; Streptophyta; Magnoliopsida; Fabales; Fabaceae.
AUGACAUUGCACUUAGUAGACAUGUCUCAUGGUUGUAGAUCAAUCAUUUGUAAACGUGUUUUGAAAAGGAAACUAAAACCUGAUGGAACAAUUGAUAAGUACAAGGCUCGCCUUGUAGCCAAAGAUGAUCUACUCAUAUUUGGAUCAAACACUCAUAUCAUCAAUGAUGUGAAAUCAUUGUUGCGCAACAACUUUGAUAUGAAAGACCUCGGAGAAGCGAGAGUGAUUCUUGGUAUCAAGAUCACGAGAUUCGAGCAAGGAAUUUCUUUGGAUCAAUCACACUUUGUGGAAAAGAUCUUAAAGAAACAUAAUUACUUUGACUGUAAACCUGUGAUCACACCAUAUGAUCCAAGUGUGAAACUAUUUAAGAAUACUGGUGAAAUUCUCAGACAAACAGAAUAUGGGAGCAUCAUUGGCAGUCUUAGGUAUGCCACUGAUUGUACUAGACCAUACAUUGCAUAUGUCAGAUUUCCUGUUGUACUUGAAGGAUACAGUGGUGCAGAUUGGAAUACCUUAUCAGAUGAUUCCAAAGAAACUAGUGGCUAUGUAUUCAAUAUAGCUGGAGGAGUUUUAUCCUGA